Fukomys damarensis (Damara mole-rat) is the source of this 559-nucleotide messenger RNA. Its product is annotated as gamma-crystallin B. Gene Ontology annotation, biological process: lens development in camera-type eye; visual perception. NCBI's taxonomy places the organism in Eukaryota, Metazoa, Chordata, Mammalia, Rodentia, Bathyergidae. Gene Ontology annotation, molecular function: structural constituent of eye lens. The coding region runs from base 26 to 559 and encodes 177 amino acids. The record is from RefSeq and is a predicted model, not a curated record. The transcript has 3 exons.
ACCUCUGCUGCUCCUGCUCUCCAAAAUGGGAAAGAUCACCUUCUACGAGGACCGGGGCUUCCAGGGCCGCUGCUAUGACUGCAGCACCGACAGCCCCAACCUGCAGCCCUACUUCGGCCGCUGCAACUCCAUCCGAGUGCACAGCGGCUGCUGGAUGCUGUACGAGCGCCCCAACUACCAAGGCCACCAGUACUUCCUGCGGCGCGGGGACUACCCCGACUACCAGGGCUGGAUGGGCCUCAGCGACUCUGUCGGCUCCUGCCACCUCCUCCCGCAAGUAAGUCACUCUGGCGCUUUCAGAAUGAGGAUCUAUGAGAGAGAUGACUUUAGAGGACAGAUGUCAGAGAUCACAGAUGAUUGUCCUUCCCUUCAGGACCGCUUCCACCUCAAUGAGAUCCACUCCCUGAAUGUGCUGGAGGGCUGCUGGGUCCUCUAUGAGAUGCCCAGCUACAGGGGGAAACAGUACCUGCUGAGGCCAGGAGAGUAUAGGCGAUAUCUUGACUGGGGGGCUGCGAAUGCCAAAGUUGGUUCUUUCAGAAGAGUUAUGGACUUUUACUGA